AUGUCCUCCAACGUCAACACGCCCCUCCUCGAGCCGACCACCUCCCAGACCAUGGAGCAGCCCGCCCCGGCCGCCCUAGCAAGCGGCAGCAGCAGCGAUAGCCAUCCGCCGCCUCUGCCAAACAUGGACGACAUCCCGCCCCUGUCCCUCGAGGUCCUGACCGACCGCAACGACAAGGUCGACGCCCUGCGCCUCGUCGCCGACAGCGUCGCCCAGCAGCGCCAGCAGGCCUCGCGCGACCUCGUCACCCACCCGCUGUGCCUCGCCGCGCUCACGGCCGUCGCCGCCGCCGCCCACCAGCUCGUCUGGGUGGCCCGCGCGCACCGCGACGUCGGCGUCGGCCUCGCCCUGCUCAGCGGCCUGCUCAUGACCUACCUGCUCGCCAUCCGGUACGUCACGGCGCCCUACCUCAAGCGCGCCGAGGACAUGAAGUACGCGUGGCUCGUGUCGGACGACGCCCCCGGCGCGGAGGACGUCGUCAUCGGCACCCGCUACGGCGGCGAGAUCAUCGGCGCCUGCGUCCUCCGGCUCGAGCCCAACCUCGCCGGCCUGCCCGGCAGCGGAAGCGGCGGCAGCGGCACCAAGCGCCGGACCCGCGGCGGCGGCGGCGGCGGGUCGGCCAGCCUCAAGGGCGGCCGGGGCGUGAUCCGCGCCUGGACGACGCGCCUGCGGUACCGCGGCCGCGGCGUCGGCGCCGACAUGCUGCACGAGGCCGUGCGCGUGACGCGCGAGCGCUGCGGCCGCGACGCCGAGGUCGGGUUCGCGCGCGAGCACGCCAACAGCGAGAUGGUGCUGCCCGAGAUGUUCAACGGGUCCUUCCGGCGGCGCGAGCGCAGGGCCGCCCGGGCCCUCGAGAACGUGCUGGCCGAGAUGGAGGGCAGCAAGAAGAGGAAGUAA
Molecule: messenger RNA, 897 nt
Organism: Thyridium curvatum
Lineage: Eukaryota; Fungi; Ascomycota; Sordariomycetes; Thyridiales; Thyridiaceae
Exons: 1
Coding region: 1-897 (298 amino acids)
Molecular function (GO): acyltransferase activity, transferring groups other than amino-acyl groups
Source: RefSeq, a predicted model, not a curated record